This is a messenger RNA of Zootermopsis nevadensis, 1349 nucleotides long. RefSeq lists its product as uncharacterized. The record is from RefSeq and is a predicted model, not a curated record. Lineage: Eukaryota; Metazoa; Arthropoda; Insecta; Blattodea; Termopsidae. Gene Ontology annotation, cellular component: membrane.
GCUGAUAAAAAGGAUGCUUGAAGAUCAAUGCGACCGCACUCUGACACCGAGCCUUACCAGCAUUGACUGACUACCUCGCUGCAUAACACGUGUUUCCUGGUGCCGGACAUUGGAUUACUGAGUGUUUUUCACAGGAAGACGUCGUCAAAGAUGAAUUUCAAAAAUUCAUGGAUUACACCAUUAGCCGCACUCCUGUUGCUCAUAAUAUUAUCCGAACAUGCAACAGCAGUGCCAACAAUACCAUCUGAAGGAAAAAAUCUUCAAGAUAAUGAAGUCGUUGGAGGAAAGAGCAGUUCUGGAGAUGAAGGAAACUGGAAUUUUAUGAUCAGAAUGAUAGACGAUUGUUCUGAAAAGGAUUUCUUGUCUUGCGUGGGAGUGAAGGUUGUAACAGCGUUGGACAGAGGAGCCAAAAUGUCUGAUAUACAGGUUAUUGAUGGUUUAUCACUAAUCAAGACUCAGGAUGUCGACGACGAGAGGAACGGCAGGGCUCUAUUAACGGAAGAAGAGCUUCAGAACUCUUUGGACCAGGAUCCGACGCAGAAAACAUCCAGACUGCUUGAGUACCUUGUGGAAGUCGCGUCCAGGUUCUUCAACAGCCACGCCCUCCAGUUCAAGUUACCUCAGUUCUCCCCCGACCAGGUCCAGAGGGCGCUCCAAGAGGCUCGUGGGAAAAAGAAAAUGAUGAAGACUCUCCUACCCAUUUUGAUGGGUAUUGGCGCCAAACUGUUACUCGUAAUUCCAAUUGGAAUUGCCAUCGUCGGCUUCCUGGCCGUCAAAGCUCUGGUUGUGAGCAAACUGGCCCUCUUAAUAGCUGGCUUCUUGGCUCUGCAAAAACUUCUCGGCGGCGGGGGAUUGGGGGCUUUGGGAGGUGGAAAGAAUGGCUGGUCAACUGGUGGUAGCUCCGGAUGGAACACCGGCGGAAGUGGAUGGAGCGGUGCCGGUACUGGUGGCUGGAGUACUUCCGGAAGCGGUUCAUCUUCUGGCUACUACAGGCGAAGUUUUGACAAGAGCGCGCCAGUUGAUGCUCAACAGAUGGCAUACAAAGCACAGGCACCACAGGACGUCAGCCAGUAAUUGAACAGGAACCUUCAAGUUUUCACGGCGAUUUGAAAUUUGUUUUGUUUUCUCAGUGAUGAAACUGUUACACAGAUGUUUCGUAGACCGGAAGUACGCAUAUUUACGUCAGAACGAUCAUUAAUUGCUUCAACUUAAAAUUUAAAACAACUAGGAUUUCCGAAAUGUCGGAAUGCUAGUUUAUAAAUUAACCUAUUUCAAAUUUUAUAAUGUAAUUAUUUAUGAAUUAUGCUGUCUUGCAAAACAUGCUUCUGAUUAAAUCAGUUCUUAAACAA